GACGAUAAAUCCCAAGUUCGCUUUUCCCCUCUCAGCUCCACUCCUCUUUAGGCUUCCAGCCAACCGUUUUCUGGGAGCAGGGUAGAGGAUGAGGGUCUUCCUCUGCAACUGCUCGGCUGCGCUCUCUCCAUCCCCAACCUCAACCCCAACCUCAAAAUCUCCUUUUCUCUGCAAUAUCAACAACAGCAAUGGUGGUUUCAAUUGGCCUCAGAAGACUCUACUUCGUGCCUUGACGGGGGCUCUCUCCAUCAGUCUCUUCAUUUCUCCUCCUUCUUCCGCUGCUUUGGAGCCUCUUUCCCUUCGAAGCCUCAGCGCUUCUGCUGCUUCGCCGUCUGAGUACUGUCGCGAUGAUGAGGGAGAAGAGAGGUCUCGUGUAGCUCCGGAAUUUUUGUCUAACGAAGGGAUUGUUGAGGAAGCUUGGGAGGUCGUCAAUGAUAGCUUCCUCGACGCUGGUAGCCAUCGAUGGUCCCCUGAAUUCUGGCUGCAAAAGAAAGAAGAUAUCUUAAGCACUUCCAUUCAGACAAGAUCAAAAGCUCAUGAUAUCAUCCGACGUAUGCUGGCUGGCUUGGGUGAUUCUUACACACGUUUUCUUUCUCCUCAAGAGUUCUCCAAGAUGUCAAAGUAUGACAUGACUGGGAUCGGCAUAAACCUUAGGGAAGUUGCAGAUGACAAUGGAGGUGUGAAACUGAAGGUGUUAGGUCUUAUAUUGGAUGGUCGCGCCCACUCAGCUGGUGUUAGACAGGGGGAUGAAAUCUUAUCUGUUAAUGGAGUUGAUGUUAAGGGGAAGUCAGCAUUUGAAGUAUCAUCCUUGUUACAAGGACCAAAUGAAACAUCUGUGGCCAUUAAGGUCAAGCAUGGGAAGUGUGGACCUAUUCAAUCCAUUGAAGUGCAGAGGCAACUAACUGCUCGAACCCCAGUUUUUUAUCGGUUGGAACAAGUUGAAAAUGGUUCAAUUUCUAUUGGUUAUAUACGCCUUAAAGAGUUCAAUGCAUUGGCUAGAAAAGAUUUGGUCAUUGCAAUGAAGCGGCUUCAGGACUUGGGUGUCUCAUAUUUCAUUUUGGAUCUCAGAGAUAAUCUCGGGGGACUAGUUCAGGCUGGAAUUGAAAUUGCAAAGCUCUUUCUGAAUAAAGGAGAGACGGUGAUUUAUACUGUUGGAAGGGAUCCUCAGUACCAAAAAGCAAUUGUUGCAGAAGCCACACCUUUGGUUACAGCUCCCCUCAUUGUUUUAGUGAACGGCAGAACUGCUAGUGCUAGUGAAAUAGUUGCUGGUGCACUUCAUGAUAACUGUAGAGCUGUUCUUGUUGGGGAGAGAACUUUUGGCAAGGGUCUGAUCCAAUCUGUAUUUGAACUUCAUGAUGGAUCUGGCAUGGUUGUCACUGUUGGGAAGUAUGUCACACCCAACCAUAUGGAUAUAAAUGGCAAUGGGAUAGAACCAGAUUUUGAGAAUUUCCCAGCUUGGAAUGAAGUUGCAAAGCAUAUCUCACAGUGCAACAUGCUGCGUCAAGGAUAAAAUUGUUUCUUGAAACUUUGCCUGUGCAAAUGGAAGUUUGUUGUGGCAUAUUGAUCUUCUUGCUUGAGGUUCUUCUGCCACAUGAAAUAAUGUAAUUGAACUUUCAGCUCAAAAACAACAAGAGUCAUGCUAUGCCUCGGAUGCAAUGGAGAUGAGAAACAUAAAGUACUCAAAAAGAAAAAUUGUGGGGGGUGGGGGUGGGAGUAUAGGACAUUGAAUGCUUGCUGGAAAAUAAUGUUUGCAUUAAGAAAGUUAGUUACUGUAAAUUUAUUCUAAGGUUGUGUUUUAUUUUCUCAAAUACAUUAUUAUUCGCUAUAAGCAUAUUUGGCUGAUUGUAAAGAACCCUCGAGCUUUAGUUAUGCGAUUCAGUGCUUACCAAAUUCUGUAGAGCGGUAAUUAAGUUAAGAGUCAUAUUUACUUAUACAAAACAAAGAAGGGUGUUAUUUGUUUA
Molecule: messenger RNA, 1961 nt
Organism: Malania oleifera
Lineage: Eukaryota; Viridiplantae; Streptophyta; Magnoliopsida; Santalales; Ximeniaceae
Product: carboxyl-terminal-processing peptidase 1, chloroplastic
Exons: 14
Coding region: 89-1510 (473 amino acids)
Biological process (GO): proteolysis
Molecular function (GO): serine-type peptidase activity; protein binding; endopeptidase activity
Source: RefSeq, a predicted model, not a curated record